ACGAACUACCCCAUCUUGCACUAUUCAAUACUGUUCGUCGAUACAACCAUUGAGGAACAAUAGGUGCGAUUAAGGUGUACUCUCAGAGUUACUAACUCAGUUAUAACCACGUACUUAUCAGUAGUAGAAGCUCUACCUCUACUAGCUAGGUUGUUGUAAAAAUGGCUCAGCAAGAGGAAAUCGUCGCGGAAGUGCCGGCUGCCGAAGCACCGGCUGUCGAAGUCGAAGAAGGUUUUUUCUUUCAAUUAUUUACCAUAUCCAAUUAUUAUAUCCCGAUAACCAGACUAUUGAAUACAACUAGCUAUGUAUCAGCAUCAAGAUGAAUGUUCUUCUUAAAUCACGAUUGGGUACACUACUACUACUACUACCCCCAUUAAGGAUCAAGACGAAUACCACUGACUGUUCUACCUCCUACCAGUAAGUAUCAUCUAUGUUGUUCAUGUUCUUGUAUCUUCAUCUACCCCAGCCCCAGCAGCGGCAGCACCAGAGGUCGUCGAGGAAACUCCGGCUACAGGAUUUCAGAUGCAGCCACUUUUUGCGGGACAGCUCCAACCGCUUCCGGCAACCUUUGGAUUGCAAAUGCCCACUAUUGGUAGUACAGUUUAUGACGAUGAUGAUCAAAGUAAGGUAAAGCAAGGUAGGAAAUUUGAUAUUUAACUUUAGAAUGAAUUACUUCUUAGAUCGUUACUUAGGUAGAGUCUCUCAUCUCAUCAUCCAUGAUCAACUUUGUUUUCAUCGCGUGAUUCCAAUCCGCCAGGUCUGUCGCAGCCGUACCAAUUUCAAACGCAGGCCUCUCAGUUUUUGCAAGAACCAGGGACACAAACAGCAAGUACUUUGUCACUCUCGCUUCGUAAAUGCGCCUAUUGAGAUUCAAAGCAUAAGAACUCAGUUGUAGAACCACACAAACACAAAGAGGACCGACAUCAUAUUAAAGCAACUCUGCACACAACAUGAUUACACAUUACUCCAUACGAGGCAAAUUUAUCCAUUCACUCAUGCAACAGGCCUCGAAAACACGGGAUUCGUUUUUUUUCCGGAAUUUGAUCCCUCUAUCUUGGCGGCUGCUGCUAGUCCAGGAAAUGGUUCUACGGUAGAGCUAAACUACACCACUCGCGACGCUUCGCUCACGAAGUCCAAGAAGAAAGGGCAAAAAAGUUGCCUCUGCUUCUAAAUUUUCCAGUAGCUAGGUGCUCCACCACUAAUAUGGAUGGUGAAAGAAUGGUUGUGAUCUCCUUUCUCUCAACGAACUUGUAGCUAUGAAUGUAUGCUAAAUAGAAAGAGAUUAGCUUUCUCGUUCUCGACACUGGUGAGCUUUCCUAGCCUAUUAGGUAUUGAUUUGUCUACUUCUUAUUCUUUCGAAAAGAGCAAAAAAAUUACAAAAAAAGUUUAUGAUACUUCUAUCUGAGACCUAAUUAAUAUAGCAAAUUUUUCCUUGUUUCGACAACCGGCUCACAGACGGUAUGGCAAGCCCUUGUCCAUACCUUAUUUUCCCUGGUGUCGACGUCGAGCCAAGGGAAACUUUACUAACACUACUUUUUUUUUGGUCUAUUCUUAUUGUACAGUGCUAAAUAGAAGAAGAUAGCCGUCGAUGCCAUCUACUGCAGUUUCAUCUAACCACAACAUAAAUAGAGGUAGCCUUCUAGGCUUAGACAUAGUUGUAUCUAAAGAAGAGAUGCAGAUCUCUUUGCGCUAACGAUGAUGAACCAUGACAAUCUAAUAAGAAACAUGUAGCUAGAAAUGGGUGGGUGCAUACCUGUAGUCACCUCCGCUCGCCAGAUACUAGCAGCUUAUCAUGCCAAUCGGAAGCUCAACAGGCUUCGUACAUGAAAUUUGAAACGAAUUUUGCACCACUUCUGUUGAUUGGCCAUCUACAUAAACUUUUAAGAUUCUUCAUCUCAUUUGGAUAGAACUCAAACAACACGCGUACGACUAACAUAAAACGCAGCAUCUUAAAACCUUAAAUGUUGAACCUGAAGGCAUCAACUGUGGUCUCGAAAAGAGAUUUUUAGUGGAACAAAGGUUUUCCAAAAGCAUUGUAUGUUCUUGGAAUCCAACACGCUGACGAAGAUCCUAGUCAGCUAAGUAGGUAAAAACACUAGGCAUGCG
Molecule: messenger RNA, 2106 nt
Organism: Amoebophrya sp. A25
Lineage: Eukaryota; Dinophyceae; Syndiniales; Amoebophryaceae
Source: the annotation of a GenBank genome assembly